This is a messenger RNA of Lindgomyces ingoldianus, 299 nucleotides long. RefSeq lists its product as uncharacterized. The record is from RefSeq and is a predicted model, not a curated record. The coding region runs from base 54 to 212 and encodes 52 amino acids. Lineage: Eukaryota; Fungi; Ascomycota; Dothideomycetes; Pleosporales; Lindgomycetaceae. The transcript has a single exon.
CCCGGUGUAAUUCAGAGCGACCUGCUCACACUUCAACAUCCAACCUAACUUUUAUGAUGUGCGAAACAACACUCACCUCAAGAACCAGUCUGAUAUGUCUGGGGUGCUGUCGCAGACUUCUUAGCCCGAAGUCACACCUGGGAAAUUCUUGCUUUUGUGCACACUGCGUGCCACAGGGUCUGUCCACUCGUGUCUCUUCGUUUCUUUGUUAACGCACAACGUGUAUUGCUCUUUAGACAUGAUAAUGUGUUGUCAUACUUCUAUUUUAUGUCUUUGUCUUUUGUUAGCUAAACUUUUCA